AUGGAUUCGUCGCGUGAACACUCUGUGCUCGGUUCGAGAAGGGGUUUAUCAAUUCGUCCAAUUUAUACGCAUAUUGGCAGCUCUAAUGUCCGACCAAAGCGGCCCCCUCGACCGGAUGACGAACCAGAUCGAGAGACUCCGGGUGAUAAAUCUCUUCUCAAGUCGGAAAGCUCAAAGACCUCUUUGAAGAGCUUGUUCUCACGCAACAAGACAAAUCGUCAUGCUAACCAUGAACAAACCCUCCCUGCUAUCGCAGAAUCUCAGAGGAUUAUGGAUGCGAGCAUAAUACCAGAUUAUAUUUCUUCCACAAGCCCAUCAACCAUCCUACACACACCUAAAUCGUCGGCUCCGUUAUCGUCACCUUCCCUAGGAAAACCAGGUCCUAACAAAGCUCAAAAAUCUUCCAAAUUCUUAAAGGAAAAAAACCAAAAAAUCUCUAAAACAACUACAUCUUGGGAUCCUCCUCCGCUGUUCCAAGCUUAUCCACAGGCAAUCAAACAGGGCAUUCUUUCUGCUCCUACGGUUUCCGCGGAAUCUAUUUUACGGAUUACUAGCCACCGGAGAAAUAAUCCUAUAAAGGAUGGCUUUUCAGAUAUUGAUGCUGAUGACGAAAGAAUCGCGUCGACUAGUUCCAAGAAGCGGAAAGACGAGAAGGGCAAGAAGCAUUCACGCGGAUCAGGAUCCAACAACAAAUUUGAAUGGACACAGAAGAUUUUCAUUCUUGUCACAAGUGGUUAUCUUUUGCAAUAUCCAGGCGAAGGGAACUUCGAUCGCCUACCUGAUAAAAUGAUGGAGCUUGGUAAAAAUUCUGUGGCCUUUGCUAGUGACGCUAUCCCUGGGAAACACUGGGUGCUACAGAUUUCACAAACGCUCGACGAGGACGGAUCAGUGACUUUGGAUACCAAAAAGACUUUCCUCUCUCGCUUCGGUUUUACCGAUUCUCGAAGACAGACAAAGUCUCUACUUUUGGUUUGCGAUAGCCCGGAGGAGAUGACAUCCUGGCUUGCAGCUGUGAGACGAGAGAUCGAAGCCCUAGGGGGAAAGGAAUAUGUGCCCGAAACACCACUAGAACCUCCAAAUGGGAGUUUUCAGCAUCCCCAAACUCAUCGACAAUCUGUGAUGCCUGACAAAAUCCCAUCGGUCCCCAUUCCCAUGGCAAGUAGGGAAUUUACUAAGUCCUCUCCUACCAUUUCGGCACCGAUUAUACCAGAAGAACCCAAGGAGGAAAAUAAGCUUCUUGACAACAAAGCAGCUGAUGAAACUUCCAAAAGGUCAACAAACCGGCUAUCUACAUGUCGACAGUCGAUUGAAGCGCCUUCAUCUUCAACUACGGGAACGAUUACCGAUCUAGAUCGGCUACGAGAAGGGUCGAGGUUAUCCUACGUUUCCAAUGGGACAAGGACGAUACCAAGCUCGAGAGCUUCUUCCCCGGGACGGUCUCCUGCCAGACCCACCGGUGUUGUGCCUAAUCCGGGAUUUGCCGAAUCCCCAAGUAGCAUUAGGAGCACCCUUACGGACUCGGGUAGCAAACUCCUGUCUGCUCAUGCGUAUCCUGCAAUCCAGUCAGACGGUAGUGGUUCUGACAACAAUGGGUCUCGCUUCCCUUCGAUUGUUGGACCACUGAAUACCGCAACUUCAUCUCCUCCCAAUUUCAGCGUACCGGUUUUCAAAAGAUUCUCAGCAUCCUCCCAUUCUGCAGCCCAUCUAUCGUCUCGAAAAUUUCAACAUCAAGUCUCCCCUCCCCCUUCUCCUCGUCUAAUUAGACCUAACUCCCGAAACCACCUUUCUUGCUUGGACGACAUUGUAGCAGCUCCGCAGUUGAUGAAUGGGCAUGCAGAAUCAAAUAAAUCAUGUAAGGAAACCGACAUUUCCCAACAUCCCGUUCCGUUUAUAUUUGAUCCAAACGUCCCUUCGCGUACUGCUCCAUCUCAAAAGUCCAGAGAAAUCAGAUCAAGGCGGUAUUCAUCCUUCGAGUCGUCGUUCCGCAGCACCUAUAGCUUAGCCUCAGAUUAUCGCCCAAAACUUUCACCAGUAACCAACGAAAGCAGCGAAGACGGACACAAGAGCGACGCCUUAUCACAACACAGUGGCGCACAAGCAUUAAACAAGAAUUUCAACCACAUAUCUGCAGCUGCAAAUACCGAGACCAAACAAUUACGCCGGCCGACCAGCAUGCAAAUCGGAUCCGAAGCCCGUCGCCGAUCAUCAUCUGUCAAUGCUCCUCAAACUGGUACGCAGAAGGAAUUCUCGUCCCCGGAGAUAAGAUUCUUCUCCUCUUCCUUCAACUCUUCCUCCUAUCGACAGGGCAGAGCGCAACUAGCACACCCAGAGGUUAUAUUGGAUACUUCCCCACCAGCUAACCACAACCACAACCACAACCACAUCCCGACCUCCUGUCUCCGAAAUUCGUUGCAUAAAAGCACGUCCCACCUCUCCCUAGGCCCACCCGUCGCUCCUCCACCAGACUGCCCCUUGCCAAAAGUGCCACCCAAAGUCCCAUCUCAGUUCAGUCACGCAUGGAAGCAUGAUCAAUCCCCGCUAUUGGCACCAGGUCGUAGUGAAGCUGUCGGGCACAGAGACAGAUCCAGGUCUAAAUCCAGGUCUGGAACUAGAACUGGCCCAGAUGAGAGCAAGGAGGCCCAAACAACGCCAAUUUUACCGGUUGAUUUGCGGGAUGCGGAGACUUCUUCGCAUCUGAGUGGGAUGACGCCGAAAGAAUAUAGUAUGGUCAAUGCGUUUUAA
Messenger RNA from Paracoccidioides brasiliensis Pb18, 2742 nucleotides. RefSeq lists its product as uncharacterized. The transcript has a single exon. The record is from RefSeq and is a predicted model, not a curated record. The coding region runs from base 1 to 2742 and encodes 913 amino acids.